CCUCUUCCUCUGACUGUAAACUGAACGUAAACUUCCCGACAAUCACUGUGAGACAGCCGACCUCAGACACCGCCAGCAGCAAGGGGACCCCACCUGCCCGACCGCCUGCUCGCCUGCGCUCCUGUCCCCCACUGACACUGUUAAAGUUAAAGGGUCUUCAGCCAGGACCAUGCCACCGAAGAGACGAGCUGCUUCUGCUGCCAAAGCAGGCGGCAAGAAGGCGAAAGAAGAGCAGCCGGCAAAGCCCAAAGACGCCUUCACCUCUACUAAAGAGGCUCUCCUGGCUGCAGGGUCACAGGUGAAGGGGAAGAAGAAGGUGGAUGAGCAAUGCAAGUUGUUAGGUUCUAGAGAGGUGUAUGAGGACUAUGCCUGCAUGCUCAAUCAGACAAACAUUGGACAUAACAACAACAAGUUUUAUAUAAUUCAAGUUGUCCAGGCAGACGACGGUUACUACUCGUGGAACAGAUGGGGCAGAGUGGGGGAAUCUGGCCAAAACAAACUUAGCAAGAUGGAUAAGCUUGAAAGUGCCAUCAAGGACUUUGAGAAAAAGUUCAAGGACAAGACAAAGAACAACUGGAGCGAUCGGUCCAACUUCGUGUCUCACGCUGGGAAGUACACACUGAUCGAGGUGGAUGGGGAGGAGGACGCCGAGGUCAAGGUAAAUGUGGACAGUGUCGACGGAAAGGUCGUCAAAGUCACUAAUAAAGUCCUUCCCUGCACCCUGGACGCCGCCACGAAGAACCUCAUCGAGCUCAUUUUGAGCAACGACAUGUUUAAAGAGGCCAUGGAAUGUAUGAACCUAGACAUCAAGAAGAUGCCCCUGGGCAAACUCAGUAAGACACAGAUUGCAAAGGGCUUUGAAGUGCUGGAGGAGAUCGAGGCAGCAAUGAACCAAAGAGGCGGACGUGCACGUCUGGAAGAACUCUCCUCUAAGUUCUUCACCACUGUCCCGCACAACUUCGGCCGCCAAAGACCUCCAACCAUCGACAACAAAGAGAUCGUGGAGAAGAAGAAAGAGAUGCUCAUGGUGUUGGCUGACAUUGAGCUUGCACAGACUCUGAAGUCCGAGACGGAAAAAGCUCAGGAAGAGAUGAUAGAAACAGUUCCUCACCCUGCAGACCAGGACUACAAUUCUCUUCACUGCAGCCUCACUCUUGUGGACACAGGUUCAGACAUAUAUAAGAUCAUUGAAAAAUAUCUGAAAAUGACGUCAGAGGGCUCGUAUUGUAAACCCAAAAUCCUCAAUGUUUUCGAGGUUGAUCGAGAGACAGAGGGAACACGGUUUAGUGAGAAUGACAAUCUGGAGAACCGCCGUCUGCUGUGGCAUGGUACAAACAUUGCAGUGGUGGCAGCCAUCCUGAAGAGCGGUCUGAGGAUAAUGCCCCAUUCAGGAGGCCGCGUUGGUCGCGGUAUCUAUUUCGCAUCUGAAAACAGCAAGUCUGCAGGUUAUGUGAGCACCUCUAAAAAUACUGGAGUGAUGUUUCUGAGCGAGGUCGCGCUCGGCAAAGAGAAGACCAUCACCAAAGACGACAGUUCCUUGAAGAAGGCUCCUGCAGGAUUUGAUUGUGUGGUGGCAAGAGGAAGCGUGGAACCAGAUCCAUCCAAAGACAUCUUCAUCACCCUGGAUGGCAAGCAAGUUGCUGUGCCUCAGGGUAAACCCAUCAAGCAGCCCCAGUUCUCAGAUAGCCACUUUAGCAACAGUGAAUAUCUCAUCUACAAAGAAAGCCAGUGUCGCAUUCGCUACCUGCUGGAGCUGAAAAUGAAUUAAUACUGCUUAGCCUCUUUAGAAAGAGAAAAUUUCCUCUAUACUGUAUACGGGGCUUCCUUAAAGGCUUUGCUGUGCUUUUUCUUAAGAUGAUAUGGAUAUUGUCUUUAUAACAGUCAUUGUGCAGAUAUACCUUCCAUGAUGCCUAAAUGACUCACACUUCUCUGUGCCUUAUAUUUUGCCCACUGAAAAAAUGGCCUGAGUGUGAUAGAUUGCACUUCUGUUAUAACAAAACAAUAAUUUACUCUGUACAAUGAAAAACUCUUCUUUUUCACUUCUUACUUGAUCUUGAUUUUUUAAUGUUCAAAAGGCCACUGGAUAUUUGUUUGAAUUCCUUUGCUGCACCUUUUUUUAAUUUGGCACUGAGUACUUUACCUUUUACAUUUUGCUUCAUUUAAUCCAAAUGAUAAUGCUAUUAUUCACCUGUCCCUAAGAAAGAAAAUAUAUUUGAAAUGAAGGAGGAAUUUUCUGCAUCCUUUUGCAGUUGAAUAGGCAUUUUGAAUGUUGCUAUAUAGUAAAACAGAAAUAAAAAUGAUACUCUAUGCAGAGAUAUGUUUACAGGCAAAGGUAAAGUGCAAUUUGUGGCUAAUGUUCAAGCAUUGGCAUACAUCUAAUAUCCUCAUUUAGCUGUUAAGAAAGACACUAAAAGUGCUUCUGCAAUGCAAAGUAAUGUAACGUGUAAGUUAUGAACAGCCCGGUAGGUCUUCUAGCAUCAGUACAAAUGUCAUGACACCAUGUGGUGUCAGUAAUAAGCGACUCCCUUUGUAAUGUAAUUGCCUCAGCAUUUUUGCACUAGAUAUUACUUGAAUCAAAUGUAAAUUGGUGAAUAAACUAAAGUGGCUCUCCUA
This is a messenger RNA of Acanthopagrus latus (yellowfin seabream), 2613 nucleotides long. RefSeq names its product poly (ADP-ribose) polymerase family, member 3 (gene parp3). The record is from RefSeq and is a predicted model, not a curated record. Gene Ontology annotation, molecular function: NAD+ poly-ADP-ribosyltransferase activity. The transcript is spliced from 11 exons. Gene Ontology annotation, cellular component: site of double-strand break. The coding region runs from base 170 to 1768 and encodes 532 amino acids. Lineage: Eukaryota; Metazoa; Chordata; Actinopteri; Spariformes; Sparidae.